Cryptococcus deneoformans JEC21 is the source of this 1842-nucleotide messenger RNA. Its product is annotated as expressed protein. Lineage: Eukaryota; Fungi; Basidiomycota; Tremellomycetes; Tremellales; Cryptococcaceae. Gene Ontology annotation, cellular component: nucleus. The record is from RefSeq and is a predicted model, not a curated record. The transcript is spliced from 6 exons. The coding region runs from base 73 to 1599 and encodes 508 amino acids.
CUCUCGCUGUCUUCAGCACCUUCUUCUCUGUACCCUUUGUUGUUAUCCAGCUUCUUCCCUCCCUCCCAUCAUAUGUACUCCCUUCCCACCCAGUCUCUAUCACAUAUUAAUUCUCCUUCUCAUCCAUCUUCUCCUCAGCCUGCAGCCUUCCCGUCAUCCCCUUCUUUACUGCGAGACGUCGGCGAUGAGCAAAUGAUAUGGGAACCCAUAGAACCCAUAGUGCCUGAUACCAGUCAGAUGCAUUAUCUGGCUUUGGAUACCAACAUAUUGAUCAACUAUUUGAACACUGUUCGGACUCUACAUACCUUACUGUCGGCUUCUGUUGAUCGAUUAAGGCUAUUGAUACUUAUUCCUAUAAAAGUCAUUCAAGAGAUUGAUGGUCUCAAGCAUUCACAAAAACUACCGUACCCUGACUCACCCGUUGAUAUAGGCCGUCUUGCUAGACUUGCCAACACUUGGCUAUUGGAGACGAAUAGAAUAAAGAGAGAAGGUGGAUUGUCUGCGGUAAGAUGUCAAAGCUUGAAAGAGAGAUACGACCGUUCGAUGAUUGGCGGGAAAGGUGACGACGAUAUUCUGGACUGCUGUAUGUAUUUCGAUCAACAUGGAGCUAAGGUCGUGUUGUGGACAAAUGACAAAAAUCUUAGCCUGAAGGCUGAGGCCAAUAACAUCCAAACUUUGGGUGGUCAUCCAUCAUCUCUCAGUGCUCUCCUAAAAGUUUCUGGGGCAGACCUCCCCAGCGACUUAUGGGAUCAGGCUGCUGCACUAGAUGGUGACGCUCAAAAAUCGGCUGAAUCGCCAGAGACACAUAAAGACAAUUCCGACAUACAUAUGAAUGAUGCCGAUCACUUAGUCGAAUCUUGCCAUGAUUUUGAUAGUCUCUCAUCGCCAAUCUUUGACCAGUCAAACAGUGGCAAACCGAAAUACUUUGCCGAUCUCCCACCAAUAUUCUCUCAUGGUUCUCGUGAGAUCAACCAAGUGCAUACUCCGCCCCAAGCCGACACUGUUCAAAGACGCUACCCUCUUCUUUCCAACCCUGGACAGGAUGACGAUAUUGAAAUUGAUGAAGAGCCAUUAUCUCACUGCUCUGCCUUUUCAUCUCGGACAACUCACUCAGCUGCUUCAACCAGCCACGCAUCUUCGAUACACGCUGAACUCUCGUCGCACAGACGGUUUGCCCGUCACCCAUCAAGUCUGAUGCUGUCAUCUCUUCGCAUAUCGCUUCUGUCUCCAACACUUGCCCUCAUAUCUCACCCCUCUUACGCGCCACAUGUUUCAUCUUCUCCCCCGCCAUCAACCCUACCGUCAGUCUCUAUCCUAUCAACUCUACUUUCUUCCUUAACGUCCCUUGAUUCAUACCUCUCAUCACAAUCAUAUCCCAUUGAGCAUCCCUUGCGAUUGAGCUUAAUGCGAGGGACAAUUGCUGUCAAAACAAUUCAAAAGUACAUCGAGUACCAUGAAAACCCCCAAGCAAACGGCGGAACUAGGAGAAUCAAGACAAAUGAUAUGCUCGUGGCCGUGAAUAAUUUGAGAGAUACAUUGAAGGACCUGGAUGUGGAGAUGGGGAUGGACGUGCUCGACGAUUUCAAGGGAUAUGACUGAUUUUUUUGCAUGAUUAGCUACAUAGAUACGUACUCACAAGACAGGGCGGCCCGAAGGUAACAGUCAAGCAGGCAUAUUUGUUGGUCCAGCAAUCAUAUAUUGAUACAACCCGAGCCAACACAAAACAGAUGACGUGAUAAAUACCAUGCAUAUACACCAAAUACAAAACAGAAUGACAGACCAACAGUGAUCCGUCAUAUGGAUCCUUGACGAACUGAUUUUUUAGAAAUGUAAUAAUUAGAG